Molecule: messenger RNA, 1236 nt
Organism: Diversispora eburnea
Lineage: Eukaryota; Fungi; Glomeromycota; Glomeromycetes; Diversisporales; Diversisporaceae
Source: the annotation of a GenBank genome assembly
AUGACAAAACCUAAAGAGACAAAUUGCCAUAUGAGUUGUGGACAACCUGACCCAUUCUGUCGAGCUCAACUAAUAAGAAAUAAGAGAACAGCAGAACAACAACAAAUACGAUCUCGAGAAAUUUUAACAGAAGAUAAUAAUUCUAGUGGAAAUCCAAAAAUAGAUGAAUUCAUUCAUUUCACGAAAAUUAAUUCAAAAUAUUGUGAUGAUUUUAUAGAAUGGAUAAAUAAUAACACUUUUAAGAAUAUUAGAUUUAUUUGUGAAGGAGGAUUUUCUCGAAUUUAUUCUGCUGAGUUGAAUUAUAACGAUAAUAAUACAAAAGUAAUACUUAAAGUUUUAAAAGAUUUUCGAAAUUUCGGAGAACAACAUCUUAAAGAACCCAGUAAUAAUGUAUUCAAUGGAUUGGAUUAUAUUAUGAUAAUGAAAGAGGCAAAAUUUAAUGUUAAAUUUGAUUGGAAUGAUAAAAUUACUUUACUUUUGGCUCUUUCCAAAUUAUUAAAGUCUCUACAUGAAAUGGAUGUAUUACAUAAAGAUUUUCAUUGUAAAAAUAUAUUUGUAGAUUCUGUAGAUAAAAUUUAUAUUGGUGACUUUGGUUUAUCUUGUUUUGGAAAAGAUUCGAAAGAAGAAAUUUUUGAAAUGUUGUUAAAAGAUCCAGUAAAUAAUGCCUCUUUAUGUUUAUCUCGAGGAAUAAAUUUUAAUUCAAAUUCAUAUGUGACUAAACAAUAUGAGUUAUCACUUGGCAUUAAUGAUAUUAUUUAUAAUCAAGAAAAUCCAAAGAUCACUAUUGAACCUCAAAAUAUCGAUGAUUCUGCAAAUUCUGAUAUUAUCACUGCCCUUCACCUUUUCGAUAAUGAAGAAGAAAUUCUUAAUGUCGAAAGUAGUAUGAAUGCUAGGUCUUCGGUGAGAAAUUUUCAAGAAAUUAAAGAAAUUAUAAAUCAAUUAGCUCAUGCUAAUCAAAUUGAUCAAAAUUUAUUAUUACACAAAAUUAUUUAUUUAAUGGAAAAACCUGAUAUUUAUUCAGAUGAUGACGUUACUACAAAAAUGCUACAAAAAUUCGUAAUCCAAUCUGCCCUUUACCUUGGUAACCACGAAAUUAAGGCAUGUAAUGAAGCUACUGCUGAAUUGGAAUUACUUCUACGGGCCAUGUCUUCCCUAGUUCAUUUGGCUUCAAAAGUAUCAAUAUUAGAAACAUCUAUUCGCGGCCAGUUAUAUGAUAGUGUUGCUAAAUUUUGGAAU